GCAAGUUCUCUGCAUAAAAUUUCUCGAAAAAAUGGAAUUUUACUACUUCACAUUGCUUCACAUUCGAAGCAGAAUCAACCGUCAAAAGUAAACCCUAUCGAUGGCGUAUAUUUAGCAGAAUUUCAAAAAUCGACUGCAAUCGACGAGAGUCCCGAUUGAUCGAUAUGGUUUUGAUUCGUGCGCGUGUAUGCGUGCGAUAUAACGAACACUAAGAUGACAGCGCGUAUACUGACGCACUUAACGAGAGGUAUCCGUUUUGCGGUGAAUGAAAGGAUGGAAAAGUAGCGUUCGAAAGUUACGGAAGAUAUCAGGUAACAUGCCCGCGUAUUUGCACGCGAUGUGGAUUCACUGGUGGACUAUGUUCGUUCGUUAAGUUACGUUAUCGCCUGUUACAUGGAGAGGUAAGUGCGUCAGGUGUAUGGCGGUCUAUGGGUGCAACAAAGACGGGACGCGUGGGAAGAUCAGAGGCAGCAAGAGGAAGCACGUACCGAGAAAACGGGUGCAGGGAAACACGAACUGAAAAGUAUCUUCGAAAGUGAACGUGAUCGAAAGCUCGUCAGAAUGGACGAGUGCAUGUUGAACGAUUUAUUGGAAUGCUCGGUAUGCCUCGAACGGUUGGAUACAUCGAGCAAAGUGCUACCUUGUCAGCAUACCUUCUGCAAGAAAUGCUUAGAGGAGAUUGUCAGUACCCAUCGAGAAUUACGAUGUCCCGAAUGCCGUGUUUUGGUCGACGCUAAAGUGGAUGAUCUACCACCUAAUGUAUUGUUGAUGCGUAUUCUGGAAGGAAUGCGCAAUGCUGCUCCCAAACAAACGGCGAAAUUUGUGAGUAAAAGCAACUCAGGACCACAGAGAUUGUUCGGUGGGCAUCAGGUUACUUCAGCUCCUAUCGUAACUACUAGUCUUACGGCUACCACAUUCGCGAAUGAACCGGUGAGACAUGCUAAUGCUGCAGCCAAGCAAGUUCAAGUACACAACCAGGCGUAUGGUAGAGCAAUCUAUGACUACAUGUCAAAAGUUCCGGGAGAUUUGUCUUUUAAGAAGGGUGACAUUGUCAUUCUUCGGAAAAAGAUUGAUAACAAUUGGUACUUUGGAGAGAGUGCCAACAAUUAUGGAGUUUUUCCAUUGUCUUAUGUUCAGGUAAUGACACCAUUGACGCCACAUGUUCCUCAAUGCAAAGCUCUCUAUGAUUUUAGGAUGACAAAUGAUGAUGAGGAUGGCUGCCUUACAUUUAAUAAGGGUGAAGUAAUUAGUGUUAUCAGAAGAGUGGAUGAAAAUUGGGCAGAAGGAAAACUUUUGGAUAGAAUUGGCAUCUUCCCAUUGGCUUUUGUGGAGCUGAAUAGCGUGGCAAGAGCUUUAAUGAAACUUUCAACAAAUGUACAACCUGGUCCAUCAAGAUUAGCACCCCCAACUCCUACUAAUGAAGAAACUACACCCCUAAUACCAACCGAUCAUUCGCGUAACGUACAAACAACAAGUCAACCACGGCCGCAACUUAUGCAGAAUACAGCUUUACCCGUUUCCGAUACUGUUUCCAAUGUAUCGUCUGGAGGUAGUUCUUCAACAACUACUCCAAAUACUCCCAAUAGUUCAAGUACUUCUAGUAGUUCUAGCACCGCUCCGAGCAGCCCUAGCAGCCCGGCAACAUCUCCUCCAGCAGUUGGAAAUAGACACAAUAUCAAGCGUCAUAGCUUCACUGCUGUUAACACUGGUCAUCAAGCUCAUCCCCACCACAGACACAGCGCUGAAAUACUUAGUCCACCUGUGGACAAUGCUGUUGGAAACAGCAAUAGCGGAUGCAGCAACGAUUCAUUCUCCCCAUUACAGACUAGCGCCAGCGAUGUGGAUCACAGCCUUCGACACAGACGAAGUGGUAGUAGCGAUCUCGUCUUCGUGCAACCGUCGCAAAGUUUGCCCGCUACCACGACCAGCAAUAGUCAUUUACCUGCUGCAUACAUAGCGUUGUACCCAUACAAACCGCAGAAAGCGGAUGAGCUCGAAUUAAGGAAAGGUGGAAUUUAUAUGGUGAUGGAACGUUGUCAGGACGGCUGGUUUAAAGGAACUUCUAACCGUACUCAGAAAUGUGGAGUCUUUCCUGGAAAUUAUGUUGCUCCUGCUAAAUGCCAACGUAGUCUAUGCCGAGGACCACCGAAUACAGGACAACAUCAGAACUUUCCAUCGUCGACCGAGUCGCGGAUUACCUUGAUAUACACCAAAAAUAAACGACCCACGCCACAGCCUUAUAAUCCACGUACAUUGCUACCACCUGAAUUACCACCACGCGCUAUCAGUCCUUCUUCGGUGGUAUCGUCGUCUUGGCACGGUCAAAGUCAAACGCAAAGUCAGGAGAAAAGUCCUCCUCGACACAGUGAACAAAAUCCGGUGAAUCCACUUGGACGUAGUCACAGCGCUGUGAUGUCAUCGAAUAUUUCUUCACCUGGGAAACAGGUAACUUUACCGCAAUCGUUGACUACUACGACUACUAUUUCUGGAAUCAGUAAUAGUAGUUCCAUCGCAACUGUCGCUGCUACUUCUUCCAUCGUAACUGAAAUGAAUCGAAGCCCGAACAGUACUUUGCGCGCGAUUGCGUCUCCUUCCUCUGCCCCUGCCACUGCUGCUACUGCAUCCAAAAAUACUGAAAAGCAGAAGGAGAAAAAAGAUAAAUGUGUGUCCUUAAUGCGUCGAUUAACUAAUAUCAAGAAAUCAAAAUCUCCGCCUCCUACUACAUAUUCAAUGGAUAAUCCUGUGUUCGACGAUGGUAACUCCAUCAACCCAGUACACGUUCGAUCGGGAUCUUGCCCAAGUCAGUUGCUACAGGUGGGAGCCACGCAGGAAUUAAAUGCUUCAAACAACCAUCAUCGUUUGUGUCCAGGCUCUGUACAAGGGCACGUCACAUCUUCACAAAGACUUAAAUACAAGGAGAGACCAUCUUUACCGGUCUCGAUCCUCCAGAGAUCCAGCGAAUCGGGUGGAAUGGUGUGUACGACAGUCGGAAAUCAUCACCGUAAGAGCAACUCUUUAGAUGCUGGUAUGGGGAAACAGACAAAACAGCAACCUUCUCGUGAACGAGAGCGAGUAUACAGAUUCCGCUGCAUCGUGCCAUAUCCACCUAACAGUGAAUUCGAACUAGAACUUCGUGUUGGAGACAUUAUUUAUGUACAUAAAAAGCGCGAUGAUGGUUGGUAUAAGGGUACACAACAAAGAACGGGUCGCACAGGACUUUUUCCAGCGAGUUUCGUUGAGGCCUUCUGAGAUACGUCGCAAGGUCAUUUGGUAUUAGAAACCUGUAUAUAAUUCUGCACAAAAAAGUCAAAAGUAACUUAUCCCGAGUCACUUUUCGAUUUUAUUUGAGGUACGCUUGUCGGUACAGGGGUAAGUGUAUAAUUUAAACAAUGAAAAUUGCUUUGUAUAGCAAUGUACUAAACAUUGUAUUGAAUAUAUACACGUGUAUAUUAUGUGCAGUACGUUCACAUAGUUUUCUGCCGCGAUUACGAUGAAUAAUUUUUGAAAUCGUAACACACGUUAAGUAUAUUGAAAUUAUUCAAAAUAUAUACUACCAUUGGUCUUAUAUUAACGAGGGAACUAAUAAGAAAAUAAGAGAUUGUGCUAUAUCGAUAACUGCCAUUUGAACAAGAAUAUUUAAAAUGAAAACUUUAUUAUUCUAUUGUUUUUUUUACUAGUAUAAAAUCAAGUAAAUUAUUCGUAAUAGGACUAAGAAUCUAUGAUGUUGAUUUGAUGUAUUUAUAUUUCAAAUCUUUGUUUGUAUGCGCUAGUUCAGCGAAAAUGAGAAUGAUUAAAAUUACAUUAUCUAUGAAGCAAACAUUAUUAUUGAAUUACGUAUUACUAUUCUAUGAAUCUUUGUUUUUUGAUACCGAAGGAUUGUUAUUUAAGUUCCAGUUUUGUGAAGAAGAUAAUAGACUGGAUUCGUUAAGGUUUCCUUUGAUCAGUUUUGAGUUGUUGCUUUUAAAGAAUUUACGUGGCAUGUUUUGUGAUACCAUUAGAGUUGUAUGUAAAAUAUGAACUUCAAAUAUCUUUAUCAUUAUGCCAUUUUCUAUCUUCAUAAGGUUAGUUUUUUUGACGAAUGUCCUUUUAUAAAUACAUGUUACACUAUCUUUAAAUAAUAAGAUUUUCACUCCUAAGUAUAUGGAAUGAUACAACAUUUUCGUAGAAUCUGUUGUUCUUUCAUUAUUAAGCUACUUUCACUUUUAUUUGUACAAAAACAUAUCUAAACUUACGUACUAAUUUCAAGUUACUCAAAGACAUGAAAUGACAAUUUUAUUAAAUAUGUAAUUAUCAAAGACUGGCCUAUAUUUCUGCACAAUGUACAUUUCCGUUAAGUAGUCUUUAGCAGAAAAUUGAGCCGCAUCUUUACUAUUUCUAGUAAAAUCGUCCUUAUAACUAUACCGUAUAAGUAGACAUAUAUCCUUUUUCUUAUUUACAAUGCAUGUACAUACACAAUCGUGUAUAAGAAGAUACACAAAUAGCCAAUUUCAGCUAAAACUGUAAGAAACUACUAAAGUUAAAGUAAUGUGCUUCCAGAGGCCGAGUAACGAUCAGUAUUUAGGUGCAAAUUUAUGUUUAUUUUCCAUUUUCAACCAUUUGGACAACAAAGAACUCCUCGCAUGUUUUGAAUUGCCAAUUUCAAUUAAAAUUUUCAUCUUUCUCUCCCGUGGUGGAAUAAAUGUUACACUGACUUUUUGUAAUUUCCCUGGCACUUUCCCUUCAUGCGACAGUCCUUUUCAAAGUGUCCUGUUCUCUCAUAUGCAUCAUAACUAGGGGUCUUUACUUGUAGAAUGCCAGACACAUUUAAAGCCACCACCUGAGUUGCGACAGUUGAUAGUGGCAGUUGCAUAGGUGCGACACAUUUAACACACGCAUUCAACAUCAUAACGUAUAUAACAAAAACUGUAUUCUUUGAAGUUCCGAGAAACGUCUGAUGACAGUUUAAUCGGUCACUAUCGUCGGUAACGACCGACCUUAUUCUUCAUCUUUAAUGUUACGCAGCUGACCAUGAUUUAAUAUAUCUGGUGCUCGUAGCAACAUAUUAUCUACAAUCGUGCACAACAUUUAUAACAACUAUACGUGUUAGUAUCGUUAUCGUAACAAUUUUAAUUAUGCCUGUUUUUAAGCAAUGCUUAUUCAUAGGAUAGUACAUACAAAAGUACAUUAAAUAAUAUUAGCAGUUUCUAAAAAUUCAGUAAGCACUCACAAGUCUGAUCAUGUAUUAUCUUUCUAUAUAUAAUGUAAUUUAUUUAAUUUAUAAAUUUGUGUUUUUCAAACACUGCAAUAAACUGUUUUAUAAAUGUUUACUAUCAUACUAUAUCUCAAUAUACAUACGAGAUUUGGCUUCUAACGUUAUCACCCCGAAAAUCGCCGUUUUCGUUGACACAUAUCGAAUUGUUGUCAUGGAAGAAGAAAUAUGAACGCAAGUUAGGGUAAUUUUUGUCGAAAUGUGAAAGUCAUUGAUAACUUUUUUUUUUAACCAUUAUAUAUUUUUUGUGCAUAGUAUUCUAGUUAACAUCGAAGAGAGUUCAGUGACCUGUAUCAACAUGGCCAGUUCCAUGUAGUCUUUUCAAACAAAACAUCGAUGACUUUCAAUUUCAAAAAACGUAAUUUUCAAAUAAAUAUACUGCCAAGCAUUCACCCAUCCAAAAUUAAAAUAUUUCUUUCUCAAAUGGUUUCCAUUGUCAGAAGAAAGAUAGUAGGAUUAUCGCGUUAGAUGCCACAUCCUAUACAUAUAUAAUGUAGAAAUAGGACACAGAGGAAGAGAAGAACGGAUGAAAGAAAAGUAACAUUUGUUUCAGCAAUUUGGAGAAUAAUAAACUAUUCUCUUUCAUCGAGAUCACCUCUUUACUUUAGUAUAUUUGUCAUUGUUAUUAUUUACGUAUUUAAGUAUUUUACGUCGCAAAUUUCAUUAAAUAUGUAUGACUUCGUAAUAAAUGAAUAGUCAAAUUUUACGGGGAAAAAAAUAUUUUUAAAAACUUUGUGACAAAAAUAAGAAGUAUUGCCCUGCUAAACAUUUUAGCAACAUUAAUAGAAGACAUUAUACAUUAUACAACAUUAAUAAUUUUAUUCUUCUUCUUCCUCUGGCGCUAGGAAGAUGUAUAUCCAUAUUCAGUAGCAUACACCUCAUAAAAAUGUAUUUAUAUGUAUGUGUUUUAUAUAACAUAGAAAUUACGUAAUUUAUUAUUAAUAGCGAUAAUAGCUUGUAAAGGAAACAUUACUUUAUUAUAAUAGAUCAAUUUCAAAUGGUAAUAUAACUAAUAACAGUCUGCAUUCAUGUGUAAUGGAAUGGACCCUACUGAAUCUUAUGAUUUUUUUAAUGAAUUCAUUAUCAUUUUAACUCGAGACAUAACAUUGGCUUAAUAAAAAAAGCAUAAAUCAGACAUAAUUUAGAAUUGUAAAUAAAAUGCGAUGGUGCAGCAAGAAACUUUAAAUAUACUUUACGACGAUAUAGUAUAAUAAAUAGUAAAAAUUGUAAUUAUUAUAUUUGAUUUUCUAUAACAUACAAUUUUGUUAUGAGGAGGAGCUUAUAGCGAAACACGCGUAGGCACAAAAUCGUAGACACUUUUCAAAAUUACCUACUUAUAUAUGAACGAUAUUCAAAUCCAGUCAACAAUCUUUUGUUAAUUUCGUUAUAGUAAUUUUUAAUCUAUCUAAGAUAGACGUUUCUAUCGAUCAUUCGUUUCACAUGCUACUUAGUACUUUCUUCUUUGUUACAAGCACACAAUAUUACGUCGAAUCCGUCUCCAUAUUAUGCCCAGCGUAAUUUACAUACCAUAGAAUUAACAUUUAAAUAAUAAAAGGUGUAAUAAAAUUCUACAAAUAACUAUUGUAAAACGUUACAUCUAUGAAUGAUUUUCUUUCCCUAUUGUAACAAUGUAAGUGAUUCAUUGCCAAUAAAUUUUAUUGUACCUGAAAAAGUUCUGACUUAAUCAAAUAAAAUAAUACUGUUCAUAACUAAUUUUUCAAAAAGCAUAUAGAAUGUGUUUUUUAAACAAAAAUAUCUUACGAAAAAUAUUUGUUUGCUUUCAGUUUACGAUAAACUUUGUAUCAUUACGUUUUCUGUUCAUUUAUUUAUAAAUUGUACUAUUUAUUUAAGCCAGUGUUGCUUUUUGUUCUCCUUGAGCCUAUCUAUACGUAUCUUCGUCGUAGCUGUACAAAUAUUACAAACAAACAAAUUACGAGAUAAAACAGAAGCGUUAACGUCAAAACUAGCAAUGUAUUUUCAAAAUUUUUCUUUCCGUAUGUGGAUGUUAGUUCACGUCUAAAAAACAGCCGAAUAUAUUUCAAUCAAAUUUGGUAUACAUGUGAACAUUUUUCUGAAUUAAAGAUAUGAUACUUUACAUCGAGCUUCGUUUGCAUUAUUUAACAAGAAAAAAUAAAUAAAUAGAUAAUGCUUUUAAUAUUCCUUCCUUUCGAUUUCAACUAAAAAAAAUUGUAUAAAAAUUGAUAUAUUAAUGCAUAGUGUAAUAUAUAUCCAUCCACGGAAGUCCAUAUAUGCAAAAGCUGUAUUCUAAAUAUUUUUUAUUCGGAACAAUGGUUGAUAAGGAACCUGUAUUUAUUCUGGAAUACAUGGUAAUACUAUUAAAACAUUAAAACAAUAUUAAUACAAAAGUUAAAUACGAUAUUC
Molecule: messenger RNA, 7630 nt
Organism: Hylaeus anthracinus
Lineage: Eukaryota; Metazoa; Arthropoda; Insecta; Hymenoptera; Colletidae
Gene: POSH
Product: E3 ubiquitin-protein ligase SH3RF3-like
Exons: 14
Coding region: 562-3249 (895 amino acids)
Biological process (GO): positive regulation of proteasomal ubiquitin-dependent protein catabolic process; protein ubiquitination; positive regulation of JNK cascade
Molecular function (GO): protein binding; ubiquitin protein ligase activity; metal ion binding
Source: RefSeq, a predicted model, not a curated record